Molecule: messenger RNA, 1149 nt
Organism: Chaetomium globosum CBS 148.51
Lineage: Eukaryota; Fungi; Ascomycota; Sordariomycetes; Sordariales; Chaetomiaceae
Exons: 2
Coding region: 1-1149 (382 amino acids)
Biological process (GO): heme biosynthetic process
Cellular component (GO): cytosol
Molecular function (GO): porphobilinogen synthase activity; zinc ion binding
Source: RefSeq, a predicted model, not a curated record
AUGUCGUUCUCUAGCCUCGUCCACGACCUCUCACUGCGCGACACGGGCGCACCAAGGAGGCGCGGCGACGCCUCGGUGUCUACAGUCGACGACCGCGCGUCCCGCAUCUCGACGGCGAAGUCAUACACGAGCACGGCUGCUACGAGUGUGAGCAUCUCCGGGGACAUCAGCAGCCAACUCCACGCCGGCUACAGCCACCCGCUCGCGAGGUCAUGGCAGGCCGAGCGACAACUCACCAAGUCGAUGCUCAUCUACCCUCUAUUCAUCUCGGACCAGGAUGACGAGGAGGUCCUCAUUCCUUCCCUACCAGGGCAAUGCCGCCGCGGAAUCAACAAGUUGGUACCUUUCCUCGAGCCCCUCGUCCACAAGGGGCUGCGGUCCGUCAUCCUCUUCGGCGUGCCGGUAGCGCCAGGCGUGAAAGACGCAUUGGGAACGGCCGCCGACGAUCCGGAAGGCCCGGUUAUCCGCAGCAUCCGGCUCCUGCGACAGCGGUUCCCGCACCUGUACAUCGUCUGUGACGUCUGCCUCUGCGAGUACACCUCCCACGGGCACUGCGGCAUUCUCCGCGAUGACGGAAGUCUCAACAACCAACUCUCAGUCGACCGCAUCUCAGACGUGGCCAUCGCGUACGCGCGCGCGGGCGCCCACUGCGUCGCGCCGUCCGACAUGAACGACGGGCGGAUCCGCGCCAUCAAGCUCAAGCUGAUCGAGGAGGGCAUCGCGCACAACGUCACGCUGAUGUCGUACGCCGCCAAGUUCUCCGGGUGUCUGUACGGGCCGUUCCGCGACGCCGCUGGCUCGGUGCCCUCGUUCGGCGACCGCAAGUGCUACCAGCUGCCCCCCGGCGGCCGGGGCCUGGCGCGCCGCGCCAUCGUGCGCGACAUCAACGAGGGCGCCGACAUCAUCAUGGUCAAGCCCGCCGGCCAGUACCUGGAUAUUAUUGCUGAUGCCAAGGAGCUGGGCAGGGACCUGCCCAUUGCUGCGUACCAGGUCAGCGGCGAGUUUGCCAUGAUCCAUGCUGGUGCCAAGGCCGGCGUGUUUGACCUCAAGGCCAUGGCCUUUGAAAGCACCGAGGGUAUCCUCCGGGCGGGUGCGACUAUCAUCGUCAGCUAUUUUGUCCCGGAGUUCCUGGACUGGCUGUCCGACUGA